ACAAACCAAUGCGUCUCAUUAAUGAAUCGGUCGAAGUGCGUUGUGCAUCAUAGACGCCAAAUCGUCAAAAAUGUUUCAUCGUAUGCUUGUGAUAUUGUCGUUGAUUUUAAUCAUUUCAAAACAUGAAGCUGCAAGUCGAUCAGUGUAUUUUACAAUCGGUGGCUUAUUUCACGAAGAAAAUACCGAAACGGAAAUGGCUUUCAAGUAUGCAAUUGCCCGACAUAACAUGUACAAUAAUCAGGUAAAAUUUCGAACAAACAUUCAACGGAUUUCACGGACUGAUGCAUUUUCAGCCAGCAAAAUCGUAUGCAAUAUGACGGCGUCUGAAGAUGGUUUGGUAGCUAUUUUUGGCCCACCGUCACUCACAACCGGAGCCAUGGUGCAAUCGGUGUGCUCGAACUUGGAAAUUCCGCAAAUACAAAUUUCGUGGAAAGCCAACCUUCCGUUCCAACAUCAAACAAUUUUAAACAUUUAUCCAGAUCACGAUCUAUUAGCGCAAGCAUAUGCAACAAUCGUAAGGCAUACUGAUUGGAGAUCCUAUGCAAUUUUGUAUGAAACUAAUGAAGGUUUGUCUCAACUCAAUGAAGUAUUGAAACUUGCCAAUCCUAAAAGUGAUCCUGUAAUAAUACGACAACUGGAUACUCAACCUGGUGCAGAUCAUAGACCCUUACUUAAAGAAGUGAAAAAUUCAUCUGAAACUCAAAUCAUUUUAAAUUGCGCCGCUGAGAAUGUGAUAGGUAUUUUAAAACAAGCGCAAGAAGUUGGAAUGUUGGAAUAUCUGUAUAGCUAUUUCAUAACCUCACUUGAUGCACAUAUGCUGGAUUUUGAAUCCCUAAACACAAAAUCAAAUAUAACUGUUGUUAGACUUUUGGAUCCAGACAGUCCAAUUUUAAAUAACGCAGUGUUAGACUGGAUACAAGGUGAAUCAAAUACAAAUAAUUAUAUUACUAUCUCUCCUUUGAAAGUCAAAGCUGAAACCGCACUAAUGCACGAUGCCGUCAAUUUCUUCACGUCUAUUGUUCCACAAUUGCAUCUUACUGAACCAAUUAAGCCUGAGUCUAUGGAUUGUUCAGAACAACGUAAAUGGGCGGGUGGUUUUCGAAUUAGCAAUUUUAUGAAAAUUAAACAUAUGCUAAACUCAAUCACUGGACCAGUAAAAUUUAACGAGCAAGGACGACGAAUUGACUUCACACUGCAAAUUGUUGAGAUCAAUGAGGGAAAGCUGGAUGUAACUGGGAUAUGGAGUCCAAUUUAUCCAGAUGCAAUAAAUUUUACUCGAAGUUCGAGUGAACAAAUGCAACAAAUAUAUGAAAACUUACAGAAAACAUUAAUCAUUGUUUCGUCUCGUAUUGGACCACCUUAUCUACGAGAAGUUGUGCCAAAAGAAGGUGAAAUCCUCACUGGAAAUGAUAGAUAUGAAGGGUUUUCUAAAGAUUUGAUUUAUCUUAUAUCCCGACAUUUGAAUUUCACUUUUCGAAUCGAAUUAGCUGCUGAUGGGAAAUACGGAAAUUAUGUUCCAAAAACAAAAUCAUGGAAUGGGCUGAUAAAAGAUUUACUGGAUCGGAAAGCUCACUUAGCCAUUUGUGAUUUAACCAUCACACAUUCACGUAGAGCAGCUGUUGAUUUUAGUAUGCCUUUUAUGUCUUUAGGUGUGAGUAUUUUAUACAGUAAGGCAAAAAAGGCAGACGCAAAUAGAUUUGCGUUCUUAGAUCCCUUUGGAAUGGAAGUAUGGUUUUAUACAUUGACUUUAUUUCUCAGUGUUUCUGUUCUGCUAUAUUUUAUUGCCAGGAUGGCACCUGGAGAUUGGGAAAACCCACAUCCAUGCGAUCAAGAUCCUGAAGAGUACGAAAAUAUAUGGGACUUAAAAAAUUGCUUGUGGAUUACUCUGGGUUCUAUAAUGACACAAGGUUGCGACAUUCUACCAAAGGGAAUAUCUACUCGUUGGGGUGUUUCUAUGUGGUGGUUCUUUUCAUUGAUUAUGACUAGUUCUUACACAGCUAAUUUAGCUGCGUUCUUGACAAUGGAUCGAAUGGCACCUACAAUUGACAGUGCAGAAGCCCUAGUUAAACAGACUAAAAUUAAAUAUGGAACAGUUGAUGGAGGUUCUACCCAGACAUUUUUCAAGGAAUCUAAUUAUACAACUUAUGCCCGCAUGUGGACUCAAAUGGAGGGCGCGAGACCUAGUGUAUUUGAAAAAACAAACGCUGAUGGCGUAAAGCGUGUUUUAACUACCAAAAAUCAAUUGUACGCAUUCUUGAUGGAAAGUUCUCAGAUAGAAUACGAAGUUCAGAAAAAUUGUGAUCUGAAACAAGUUGGUGGACGUUUGGAUUCCAAGAGUUACGGAAUUGCCAUGCCAAUGAACGCACCAUAUAGAAGUGCCAUUAGCACCGCAGUGCUUAAACUUCAGGAAAAGGGAAGGCUUACAGAGUUGAAAAACAAAUGGUGGAAAGAAAAAGUUGAAGUUGAAGUAAAAUGUGAGGACGAAGGAAGUGCUUCCGGUGCUGAUCUACGAAUGACGAACGUUGGUGGUAUUUUUAUCGCAUUGGGAAUGGGUGUAGCUAUUGCAUUUCUUUUGUCUAUUGUUGAUUUCCUUUGGAAUGUGCGAAGUGUUUCCAUUGAAGAACAUAUAUCCUAUUUGGAUGCUUUGAAAGUUGAGACUAAAUUUGCAUUCAAAGUGUGGAUUACUCAGAAACGUGUCAAGCCUGAACUUUCUGAAUCUUCAUCAUCAUCAUCUUCAUCAACGGGAGGCGAAGACAAUGAAUCAAAAGAUGAAAAGAAAGGACUGAAAGAUAAGAUGUUGAAAAGUGGUGCAUCACUUUUACGUAUUGAUCAAAGAGAAAAAUCCGAAAGUUAAAUGAACAGGUUGUUUUAAUCGUACUAAGAUUUGAGUAGUUUAAAAUAUUUAACAUUAUCAGAGUGUUAUUUAUUGCAGUAUUUAUCACUACUAACCACUAAACUAUUUACCAACUUUUAAAGCUUUUAGAAACUCAACACGUCUUAUACGUAUUAGCCAAAUGAAACAACUGAAUCCAAGAUGCUGCAAGGAGCGAGUUCUAUUUUAUAAACUAGAUUUCUAUUCUGAAAGCGUGUAGAGCUUGAUCAUAUACGAGUGUUUUGAAAAGGGUCUUAGCGCACAAUACAAUACUUAGAAACUAUUUUAAGAAAAUUAUAUUUAUUGCGUUGUUUUCUGUAAGGUAAAAUUCAUUCAAAAUAAUUGUAUUGAUGAAUUAAUAAUACAUUCUUCAAUAUUUUCAUA
Dalotia coriaria is the source of this 3256-nucleotide messenger RNA. Its product is annotated as glutamate receptor ionotropic, kainate 2-like. The coding region runs from base 71 to 2854 and encodes 927 amino acids. Gene Ontology annotation, cellular component: postsynaptic density membrane; plasma membrane. Gene Ontology annotation, biological process: monoatomic ion transport; modulation of chemical synaptic transmission; synaptic transmission, glutamatergic. The record is from RefSeq and is a predicted model, not a curated record. The transcript has 13 exons. Gene Ontology annotation, molecular function: glutamate receptor activity; transmitter-gated monoatomic ion channel activity involved in regulation of postsynaptic membrane potential. Lineage: Eukaryota; Metazoa; Arthropoda; Insecta; Coleoptera; Staphylinidae.